Messenger RNA from Stegodyphus dumicola, 973 nucleotides. RefSeq names its product potassium voltage-gated channel protein Shaw-like. Lineage: Eukaryota; Metazoa; Arthropoda; Arachnida; Araneae; Eresidae. Gene Ontology annotation, molecular function: protein binding; delayed rectifier potassium channel activity. The record is from RefSeq and is a predicted model, not a curated record. Gene Ontology annotation, biological process: action potential; potassium ion transmembrane transport; protein homooligomerization. Gene Ontology annotation, cellular component: voltage-gated potassium channel complex; neuronal cell body membrane; dendrite membrane.
GUGAAAUCAAACGACAUGCGGGUCGUAGCGACCGGUCCCGCUAAAUGGAGCUAGCGACGGUGCCAUGAACUUGGACGCAGAGAAUCGCGUCGUCCUGAACGUCGGCGGAAUCCGGCACGAGACCUACAAAGCCACGCUAAAGAAGAUCCCAGCCACCAGGUUAUCUCGACUAACAGAGGCCCUCGCCAAUUACGAUCCGGUUCUCAAUGAGUACUUCUUUGAUAGACAUCCGGGAGUCUUCGGGCAGAUUCUCAACUAUUACCGGACGGGGAAACUUCAUUAUCCGACUGACGUAUGUGGCCCAUUAUUCGAAGAAGAGCUCGAAUUCUGGGGUCUUGAUUCCAACCAGGUGGAACCCUGUUGCUGGAUGACUUACACUCAACAUCGGGAUACUCAGGAAACACUGGCUGUUUUGGACAGAUUGGAUUUAGACACAGAGAAACCAAGCGAUGAGGAGAUCGCUCGCAAAUUCUGCAUGGAAGAGGAUUACUUGAAGGGAACUUUGUCCUGCUGGCAAAAGAUGAAGCCCAAAAUAUGGUCGCUCUUUGACGAACCUUAUUCUUCUCUCGGAGCUAAGAUCAUUGGUGUAAUGUCGGUGUUCUUCAUUUGUGUCUCCAUCCUCUCUUUCUGCCUGAAGACCCAUCCCAACAUGCGGGUCCCUGUCAUUCGGAAUGUUACAGUGCGCGACACGACAACAGAUACCUAUGCCUGGACAUUGGACAAGACCCAGACCAAUCCCCACGACGCCUUUUUCUUCAUCGAAUGCGCCUGCAACGCCUGGUUCACAUUUGAGAUCUCGAUCCGCUUUGUGGCUUGCCCACGGAAACUAGAGUUUGCGAGGGGGGCAGUGAACGUCAUAGACUUCACUGCCACGCUUUCCUUCUACAUCGACUUGGCGCUGCAAAGGUUCGCAUCGCAUCUUGAAAAUGCCGAUAUUCUCGAAUUUUUCAGCAUCAUUCGAAUUAUGAGGUAA